Messenger RNA from Cotesia glomerata, 330 nucleotides. RefSeq lists its product as uncharacterized. The transcript has 4 exons. NCBI's taxonomy places the organism in Eukaryota, Metazoa, Arthropoda, Insecta, Hymenoptera, Braconidae. The record is from RefSeq and is a predicted model, not a curated record. The coding region runs from base 1 to 330 and encodes 109 amino acids.
AUGUUUCGUCAGCUUAAUUCUGACUUCAUCAGUACUGAUGGCUCAUUGUGGACUCCAAAAACACAUGAUUAUAUUUGUAGUGAUCAUUUUAUUGGAGGCCAAAAGUCUGACAUAGAAUCGAGUCCCAGCUACAUUCCUACUAAAUUUCCUACAGUUUAUAAAUCUCAAAAAGUUAAUGAGUUAAUGGUCACGAAUAGAUUUAAGCGCUUAAUGGACCGCCGGCAGAACAAAAAUGCAUCUUCAGCACUCAAUCCUGAGCCUGAAGUUAAUGAAUUGCAAGAAAUGAUUAUUAAAUUCCGAUUUCAGUUAACCUAUCUUUAUGUGUGCUAA